Messenger RNA from Glycine soja, 1288 nucleotides. RefSeq names its product eukaryotic translation initiation factor 3 subunit I-like. Gene Ontology annotation, biological process: cytoplasmic translational initiation. The record is from RefSeq and is a predicted model, not a curated record. The coding region runs from base 102 to 1082 and encodes 326 amino acids. Gene Ontology annotation, molecular function: RNA binding; translation initiation factor activity; protein binding. Lineage: Eukaryota; Viridiplantae; Streptophyta; Magnoliopsida; Fabales; Fabaceae. Gene Ontology annotation, cellular component: eukaryotic translation initiation factor 3 complex, eIF3m; cytoplasm. The transcript is spliced from 5 exons.
AAUUAAAAUAUUAAUAAGCGAAGAAUAGUGAACCCUAAGUGAGGAUACACUAUACUCCGGUAGCCGCUGUGUUGGUGAGUGAGUUGUGGUGCUUUUGAAAGAUGAGGCCGAUUCUGAUGAAAGGUCAUGAGAGGCCAUUGACGUUCCUGAAAUACAACAGGGACGGCGAUCUCCUCUUCUCCUGCGCCAAGGACCACAACCCUACCGUCUGGUUUGCCGACAACGGCGAACGCUUGGGCACUUAUCGCGGCCACAACGGCGCCGUUUGGACCUGCGACGUCUCAAGAGAUUCGGCUCGACUCAUCACGGGAAGUGCCGAUCAGACCGCCAAGCUAUGGGACGUGCAAAGCGGCCUGCAAUUAUACACCUUCAACUUCGAUUCCCCGGCCAGGUCCGUCGAUUUCUCUGUCGGCGAUAAGCUCGCCGUUAUCACCACUGACCCCUUCAUGGAGUUGCCCUCCGCAAUCCAUGUCAAACGCAUCGCCAACGAUCCAUCCCAACAGAUCGGGGAAUCUGUGCUUCUCAUUAAGGGUCCUCAGGGAAGGAUUAACAGAGCUAUCUGGGGACCCCUUAACACAACCAUUAUCAGUGCUGGCGAAGAUGCUGUUAUUCGUAUUUGGGAUUCCGAGACCGGAAAACUGCUUCAAGAGUCCGACAAGGAAUCUGGCCAUAAAAAGACUGUAACUUCACUUGCUAAGUCUGCCGAUGAUUCACAUUUCCUUACUGGUUCCCUUGAUAAGUCUGCUAGGCUUUGGGAUACUAGGUCAUUGACUCUUAUCAAGACCUAUGUCACGGAACGCCCUGUCAAUGCAGUUACGAUGUCACCUCUUCUUGAUCAUGUGGUUAUUGGAGGUGGUCAGGAUGCGUCAGCUGUUACAACUACUGAUCAUCGUGCUGGCAAAUUUGAAGCCAAAUUCUUUGACAAGAUUCUUCAAGAAGAAAUUGGGGGUGUGAAAGGCCAUUUUGGACCAAUUAAUGCAUUGGCUUUUAACCCUGAUGGAAAAAGUUUUUCAAGUGGAGGUGAAGAUGGUUAUGUACGGUUGCACCACUUCGACCCAGAUUAUUUCAACAUCAAAAUAUAGUGCCUGAUGGUUUGUGGUUAAAAUUAGGUGGUUCCUAGAAGUUAGCAUUUAAUUAUUCUCAACCAACAUUUAAUUAUAUAUUGGUAAUAUGGAAGAGUUUUUUUUUAAAAAUGAAAUUAUGCAUUUUUGGCUUAUGUUGUAUUAACAUUAUUAUCAUUUUUGGUUGGAGUGGCACUCUUAAUUAAGGAGUUUUUCUUCCCACGUCA